Molecule: messenger RNA, 2004 nt
Organism: Pogonomyrmex barbatus (red harvester ant)
Lineage: Eukaryota; Metazoa; Arthropoda; Insecta; Hymenoptera; Formicidae
Gene: slow
Product: epidermal growth factor-like protein slowdown
Biological process (GO): anatomical structure development
Cellular component (GO): cell surface; extracellular region
Molecular function (GO): calcium ion binding; signaling receptor binding
Source: RefSeq, a predicted model, not a curated record
UGGUGGGGUUGGUGCAGUUGAAGCACGUGGGCCCUGCUUCGUGUGUCUUGUUCGGUAGUGCUCUCAGUAGUGCUCUCAGCUGCCCGUGAAAGAUUUCACACCGGAUGUCCAUCGAGUCUGUCACGAACUUAGCGCGCCCACCACGGCCGUUGAGGAUGUGACGUUCCCUAUAGUUGUUGUCAGGACGUCGCGCACAUCGUCAAAAGUACGAAAAGUGCGAAAGCCUUUUAAAGAGCCAAACGAUGACCCUGAAGGUACUACUGACGAGCUUGGUUGUCGUGGCCACGGCAAGCCGUUUCGUUCUCUCAUCGUUGGAUGAUCAUCAUCGUCGGGUGCCCUCGCACAGCCAUAGAAUCAUUUGGCCAGUUUGGCAUCGCGAUAAAUUGCUCCAUGCUAGACAUAAUCGGUCAGAUGAUGAACGCGUAGUCCGAGAAACAACUACGAGAAGUCCACCGUGGACACCGCUAUCACAGAUUUCCAUGACGAGAUCCCCACAGCAGAUAAAUUCGGCAGCGAGAGAUGUGGAGCGACGAACGCUGGAACAAAAGUUUAGUGGUGCUGUGGCGAUGGCGGAGUAUGGUGGUACCAGAGCAAUAGCAUACGCGGGUUAUCAUGGCAAUCAUUGGUAUCAGCCAAAGGAGACUGACGCGCAAAACUAUCAGCCAACUAUUACAACUGUUCCUACGUAUACCAGACAUCAUUCGGGAAGGCGAGUAUGUACCAGACAAGCACCCGCAAUUUCGCAUCAUCAUCGAGGAAAACAAAUUAGUUUCUUUUGCUGCCCGGGUUGGUCACAAGUUACGCAUUUGAGCUUUGGUUGCAAUAAACCCACGUGCAUAACAUCCUGUUUAAAUGGUGGAAUUUGCACAUCGCCUGGUAAAUGCACGUGUCUCAAAGGGUAUACUGGUAACUACUGCCAAAUAGAUAUAGAUGAAUGCGUGAGAGAAAAACCAUGUGGACAACUUUGCACAAAUUUACCUGGUAGUUAUCGAUGUCAUUGUAGACCUGGAUUUCAACUUCAACAUGAUGGCCAAUCUUGUCGGAGAAAUGACACUGAUGAAAACGCUUUUGAAGCACGCGACUUAGAAACCGAUUUUCAUGAUGUGUCGACAACAAAGAAUCCGAUUUUUCAUAAUACAGAAAAUGAAGUAAGCGAUGAUGAUCAAGAUUUUGAAAUUAUUUUAAAAAGACUGAUUAAACUGGAAAAACAAGUAGCCAGAAAUAAAAAAAGAGAUACAGAGGCUUCUGACAUAAACACCAAAGUUACAUUGGCAGUCGAAAGUGUCAAUGAGAUGAAAAAAACCGUCGAAAAUGUGCAAUUGAUGCAACAAGAAGUAUAUGAUAUGAAAAGCAAGAUAAAGCUAUAUGAGACAGAAAUAAGAAAGAUAUAUCAUCUGAUGAAUCGUGUCGCAGAACUAGAAAAUCAUCUGAGAAUACAUUGCAGAUACCAAUAAAUUAGUAGAUCGUUGAAGUUUCAAUGUUACUAAAGUGUUAUGUGGAUAUUAUUAUUAUUUGAUAUUAAUAAUGAUUAACAGUAAUACUAUCUACUAUUCUAUUUGAUAUUAGUGGUAAAUAAUGUUACUACUAUUUUAUUUAAUAGUAGCAAUAUUUUUGUUACGAAUUUUCAUGCUCGCAAAAAUGAUAUCUUUAAAUCAGAAAUAUUCGUACAGAUAUAAAAAAUGCUACAUAUUUAAAAUAUUUAUUUUUUAUUUUUAUGCUAAAAAAAUUAUAUUAUUUGUCUUAAAAUAUGGACUAGUAGUAGUCAUAAGCUUCACACAAAAAUUUUUCUAUCGUGAAAUAUCACUGCCAUCAUUUAGCAUUUAUUAUAUUUAUCAGACUAGUAAUAAGAUAGCAUAGUACAUAGUUUAAAUACUAUUAUUUGUAUUCAUCUUUAUAAUAAAAUAAGGUGGAUUAUGCAUUUCUAUACUUCUUUUAUAUUUUAAGAUAGAUGAAGAAUGUGCCAUAAAAUAUUAAAAUAAUAUAAAAAAUAGUUAUAACAUUAUA